GCGACUAUGCCCUUCACCUCGUUGUGGUUUUUGUUGUCGGCAAGUGUUGUGUUGGUUUGGCUGAUUAGGUUUCUUUCCAUGUCAUGCAUCCGGUAUAUAACCAGCACAUUUUCGGGUCAAUGCUGUAAGAUCAGUUGCUCACCUGCACCAAGGAUUGUUUAUAAUGGGAAGCGAAACAAUGGACCUCGCUCUCCGACUAACACUGCCCCACCGGAGAUUUACACUCCAGCACAUGAAGAAAAUGUCAGAUUUAUACAUGAAGCUUGGCAGUGUGUGGAACAGGAACUGAGGAGCCAGCUGUCAGGAAAUGAGCGAGGCCCUGUCCAGUACGUAGAGAAGAAUCCAAAUCCAAAUCUGAACAAUUUCACACCCGUGGACUUGAGUGAUUUAAAGAAGAGGGGCAUGUCAGAUGCUAAAAAGUCUUAAGGGCUCUGCGUUGGCUGGAUUUGAUCUUUCCUUCAACAUCCUCAGGAGCUUCUUUUUGAAGUUUGUUUUCUUUGAUCUCUGGCUUGGAGAGGGAAUCCAGAGCCUACCCACUUUCUUCCACCAGAAUGGAUGUCUUGUCAGUUACCUUUAACUGACCUGAGGAUGCAUGCAGUUGGCAUGUGUUUAAAAAAAAACUUGAGUUUGUAGAUGGUGCUAAUUUUAACUGAUUUAUUUUCCAUCUGUUUCUUCUCCAUUUCUGUCGAGAGCUGUGCUCCAUUUGACAUGUUAUGGCCACAAUUCAGACUCUGUGGUGUCCUGAGGAGUAGGAGAUGCCCUCAGGAGGCAUUGUUUAGAAACCCUUCACACUCUGCACUGAUUGUAAGUUUUCUCCAUAACUUGUUUGGCAUUGACGGGCAGGCUGGAUGCUCAGAAAGAUUGUGAUUGGGGUGGAGGCUGGAGGCUGUGGGACAGGAAGUAGCCUAGCGAGUGAAGCAGUAUCCUCUGUGACUAAGAUUUAUUUGUUUAACAAUGCCAUUGCCGCAGCCAGAGGUUGAGAAUGGAUUUGAUGGAACAUUCUGUUUGACUCGCACUGAAUGGAGCCAGUUAAUAAUGUGGGAAAACGAACAGCCCAUGUUAAACAGCUGGGCUUAAAACAGUGAACUGUGUGAUGGGAUCAUAAACUGUUUUCUGCAGACAGAGUAUAAGUUUGAGUCAUUUUAGGUUUGUAUUCCAGAGGUUGCUUUCAAAUGAGUCUUUAACUAUUUUUAAAAUGAAAAGUGGGGGUAGGGGGCAUGUUGGGGGGGGGGGGAGGGGGGGGGGCGAUUUCAGAAUAAUUUUGUUUUAUUUUUUAAAUUUUGUAUUUUCCACAUUCCUGUUUUCUCCACAAUAUAUGAUAAACAUUGUCAGGUCUGGGUGAGUGAGAAUGCAGGCUGGUCUGCAGAUUUUAUUGUCUGAACUCUCUGCCUCCCACUCUCGCCUGGUGCGCUUUAUGCUCUCCAGUCAAUAAAGUGGCAGACCUCAUACUGAAUACUACAGGGGAAUUUGAUUAUCCUUUAUCCUGGGACCAUGAAUCUAUCACUCUUUCUGAUGGGCGGUUGGCACUUGACUGGUUAGAAACCCAGGUUUCCCCCCCCCCCCCCGCCCCCCAGGAGUCAUCCAGCUUUCUAAACAGUGGGUCUCUCUCAUUCAGACGGUGCCAGAAUCUAAGCUUCCAAAUAGAUUGGCCCAAGCCUUUCCUUCACCAGCUGCAUUCUGGGCGUGAAAGGGUUAAGCAUAGUAACCCUCCCUGUGAGACCGGAAUUAUUACUGAUGUUGGCAACUUAUCUAAUUGAUGGAAAAGUAUGUAUCAGAAUCAGUACUCCAUUACAGUAUCGAUACAUCACAUUCGAGAGCUAGAAGGACAGUGUUCAUGAGAGGAACUGUACAAUUUCAUGAACUUCCCGAUGCAUAAGUGGGGAAGUGUUGUAAAUAAAACUUGCCUUCCAUUUA
This is a messenger RNA of Chiloscyllium plagiosum (whitespotted bambooshark), 1914 nucleotides long. NCBI's taxonomy places the organism in Eukaryota, Metazoa, Chordata, Chondrichthyes, Orectolobiformes, Hemiscylliidae. The record is from RefSeq and is a predicted model, not a curated record.